This is a messenger RNA of Sardina pilchardus (European sardine), 773 nucleotides long. It is a transcript of the gene mrgbp, whose product is annotated as MRG/MORF4L binding protein. The record is from RefSeq and is a predicted model, not a curated record. Gene Ontology annotation, biological process: regulation of transcription by RNA polymerase II. Bases 55 to 684 code for a protein of 209 amino acids. NCBI's taxonomy places the organism in Eukaryota, Metazoa, Chordata, Actinopteri, Clupeiformes, Clupeidae. The transcript is spliced from 5 exons. Gene Ontology annotation, cellular component: nucleus; NuA4 histone acetyltransferase complex.
ACAUUUGCAGUGUUUUGUGUUGGAGCGGCGGGGUCCAUUGUUUGUGUCAGAAACAUGGGGGAAGCCGAGCCCGUUCCUGCGGACGAGAAACAGGCCGACUCUGGGUUAAGUUCUACUGAUGAGUCGGUGAUAUGGAGCCAAGAGGUGGAAGUGUGCCUCUUUCAUGCUAUGCUGGGUCAUAAACCUGUUGGUGUAAACCGUCACUUUCACAUGAUAUGUAUUCGGGACAAGUUCAGUCAAAAUAUUGGAAGACAGGUGUCGUCGAAAGUCAUCUGGGACCACCUUAGUACGAUGUAUGAUAUGCAAGCUUUGCAUGAAUCCGAAAUAUUGCCUUUUCCUAAUUCUGAAAAGACCUUUGUACUACCAGAAGAGAUCAUUCAAGAGGUGAAAGAAGGUAAACUGGGCUCUGAAGAUGAUGUGAAGGAAGAGUUUAAAGAGGAACGUGAUCCUCCUGCAACGCAUGAAGAAGGCAGCAACUCCUCGGUGAAGAUGGCCGUGGAGAAGCCAAGCGUGCGGGACAAGGAGAGGGAGCGGGAACGGGAGCGGUCCGAGAGGGCCCAGGGUGAGCCCGCGCAGCCCAAGGAGGUGGUGGGGGAGAAGAGGAAGAGGAACCGGGCCACCGAGAAGGUGCUCAGCUCCAGCAACCCCUCCAGCCCUGGCGGGGCCAAGCGGCGGCGGACGUAGAGUCCCCCGAAAAAGGAACGGUGCCCCGUGAUGGACGUAGCCCCGAAGCCCCGAGACAAAUGGCAGGUGUCCUGACGCAGUUAUUUGGG